Messenger RNA from Micropterus salmoides (largemouth bass), 1491 nucleotides. RefSeq names its product regulator of G-protein signaling 7-like. The transcript is spliced from 9 exons. Bases 44 to 766 code for a protein of 240 amino acids. Gene Ontology annotation, biological process: G protein-coupled receptor signaling pathway; regulation of G protein-coupled receptor signaling pathway. The record is from RefSeq and is a predicted model, not a curated record. NCBI's taxonomy places the organism in Eukaryota, Metazoa, Chordata, Actinopteri, Centrarchiformes, Centrarchidae.
AUGUGUGAAUACAACGGAAGUCGACAUAAAGAAGUCCUCCAGAAUGAAAAACCCUCACAAAACCAGAAAGUCUGUGUAUGGGCUGCAAAACGAUAUCCGUACACACAGCCCAACCCACACCCCCGCCCCAGAGGCCAAGCAGCCUACAGAAGAAGAACUGCAGGAACAGAUCACCUAUUGGCAAUUGCAAUUAGACAGGCAUCGACUGAAAAUGUCCAAAGUGGCGGAGAGUUUGCUGGGCUACACAGAGCAGUAUGUUGAAUAUGACCCCUUCCUCACGCCUUCAGAUCCAUCUAACCCCUGGAUCUCAGAUGACGCUACACUCUGGGAGCUCGAAGCCAGUAAGGAGCCAGGCCAGCAGAGGGUAAAGAGGUGGGCUUUUGGCAUCGAUGAGGUUCUCAAAGAUCCUGUGGGGAGAGAGCAGUUCCUCAAGUUCCUAGAGUCUGAGUUCAGCUCAGAGAAUCUCAGGUUCUGGCUAGCUGUCCAGGAACUAAAGAAACGUCCCAUCAGAGAAGUUCCAACUCGGGUUCAAGAGAUCUGGCAGGAGUUUCUGGCCCCUGGAGCGCCCAGUGCCAUCAACGUUGACUCCAAGAGCUACGACAAAACCACCCAGAAUGUCAAAGAUCCUGGACGCUAUGCCUUCGAGGAUGCACAGGAACACAUCUACAAGUUGAUGAAGAGUGAUUCUUACAGCCGUUUCAUCCGUUCCAGUGCCUACCAAGAGUUAUUACAGGCCAAGAAGAAGAAAAGUAAGAACUUGUUCUGAAGGCUCUUGAUUCCAGGGGAAACCACUGACAUCCAAGAGGCUGACCAGUCGUGUGCCAUCAUGCUAAAAUCAAUGCCAUCUCUCUCUCUGGGACAUGGAGAGGGGGACCAUCUCAUCUCUUCGUCAUCAUUGUCUGUUCAUCCACUCUUGGCUCAGCUGGGCAAUGAGCCGGGCCGUCUGUUUGUCUGUUGUCCACCGGAUGUUGCAUGUCCAUGGAGAGGAGGUUCCUUCUUCUCUCUCCUCUUACAGUUCCUGAUAAAUUUCCAGUAUUCUCAGAAAGGAGGCACUGCUGGACUUGUGAGGACACUGACUGGUGAGAUGAAAAAUAUCAGAUCCAGUGUUCCAGUUCCUUCUAUCAUAACAGCUGGAUCGGAGCCCCCUCUCUCACUUCCAGCUGAAACAAAUGAUGUCAGAGAGAAAAAAACACAUAGAAAAGAUAUAUAAAAUGACAACUUAAACUGAUAAAUCUAACCAAUGUCAUUGCUUUACAUGAUCUGAGGUCACAGAUACUUUGUCACGCUAUGGGAAGUGUUGUGCAGAAUGAAUAUACUAUAUAUAUAUAGAUAUAUACAUAUAUAUUAUGAUUAUUAUGAUUAUUUAUUGUGCAUUUAUUUUGCUUUGCAUAAUUUUAUUCACUACAACAAUUAGCACAUAUGGUUUUCAUUGCACUUGUAUAGUCACAUUGAAAAUUACAAAAAUGCUGUCUCCUGUCUUAUGUAGAACAU